Molecule: messenger RNA, 789 nt
Organism: Paramacrobiotus metropolitanus
Lineage: Eukaryota; Metazoa; Tardigrada; Eutardigrada; Parachela; Macrobiotidae
Product: box C/D snoRNA protein 1-like
Exons: 2
Coding region: 1-789 (262 amino acids)
Biological process (GO): maturation of LSU-rRNA from tricistronic rRNA transcript (SSU-rRNA, 5.8S rRNA, LSU-rRNA); box C/D snoRNP assembly; snoRNA localization
Cellular component (GO): pre-snoRNP complex; nucleus
Source: RefSeq, a predicted model, not a curated record
AUGGAUUUUAUCACGGACAACUACAGUCCCCCCACCUCGAAGAUCUCCGAGUUCCCGUGCGAGGAGUGCACGGAGAGCGUCGGCAAGUACCGCUGCCCGCGCUGUAACCGCGUCACCUGCUCGUUACCCUGCUGCCAGGCGCACAAACAGCGCCACGGCUGCUCCGGCCGGCGGGAUCGCGCGGCCUACAUCAAGCGCACCGACUACGACCUCCCGCAGCUCUCCUCCGACAUCGCCCUGCUGGAGGAUGUGGCGCGCGUGACGAGCGGCGCGUACAAACGCAUGCGCAGCGUGGACCCCAUGGCGCACAAGGAGGUCCUCGUCCUCGAAGCCAACCGCCGCGGCGUCGAUCUCCGGCUGCUGGCUGAGUGGUUCCCCAAGCGGAAGGAGAACCAGACGUACUACCACGGGAAGAAGAUGUUCUGGACGGUGAGGUGGCUGGUGGAGCUGGAUCAGAACGGGACGCAAAUCGAAAUCCUUAAACACCGCUCCGCGGAUUUCAACCCGCUGGUGGAUUUACUAAAAUCCCUUCCCAAUGCCAAAUCGCUGUCGGAAGAGCAGCGCUCCCAGUUGGUGUCCCUGCUGAACGAUCCCGCGCUGCAGCCCCGCUUCGUCCUGCAGCUGGACCCGGCCUACACACGCCCCCAGCAUCUGUCCUGUCCGCUGGACGGACAGCGCCGGUUGCGCCAGUGUUUAGGCGGCAAGAUCAUCGUCGAGUAUCCCACGUUCCACGUCUCCUUUGCGCCCAAACAACCACCAGAAAACACCGCAAUCACAGAAGCAAAUUAA